Molecule: messenger RNA, 1728 nt
Organism: Seriola dumerili (greater amberjack)
Lineage: Eukaryota; Metazoa; Chordata; Actinopteri; Carangiformes; Carangidae
Product: T-cell surface protein tactile-like
Exons: 7
Coding region: 73-1464 (463 amino acids)
Biological process (GO): inflammatory response; cell-matrix adhesion
Source: RefSeq, a predicted model, not a curated record
UUAACCCCAGCCGACAGUCUACUGUUUCUGUCUAUGCCGAAUCCCUCGAUGGAUUCAGCCUGAUUGAUCGUAAUGAGUUUGGGGAGCUCAAACAUGGCUGGAACUGCGCUGGGAGCGGCCUUCUCUCUCCUCCUCUAUGCCUCUGUUAUACAAGGGCUCCCGGAUGUUGAGAGGACCCGUUCUGAAGUGACAGAGGCAGUGGUGGGCCAGAACAUUACUUUACCCUGUACCAUAAAGAGCAAUCCUCAACUCAAGAUUGUCAAUGUUGAAUGGAGUAAGAAAAACGCAAAGCUGGCUCUGUAUAGUCAGCUUUAUGGAGUCCAUCUAUUUUGGCCCAAUGUCACUAUACAGAUUGAGAACAAUACUGCAAACGAGUUGAUGGGCUCCUAUCUGCACCUUCCUGCGGUGAAUGAAUGGGACAGUGGCAUCUACGUUUGCGAUAUUGCAGCCUUUCCCUCUGGCUCCAUCAGGAGGGAGACGGAGCUGAAGAUCAAAGUUGUGGUUAAAGUAACGUGUGAUGUGGACGGCGCCGUUGACGUCCGUAAUGGAGAAAACGUGACAAUUCGCUGCAGAGCCUCUGCUGAUGCACAGUACAGGUGGACCAAGAACAAGAUGCCGGUGUCAGAGAGUGAAUCUCUACAGCUCUGGCGGGUGACCGACGCUCACGCAGGGGUUUAUGCACUGACUGUCAACACAGGAAACCAGAGUCUGCAUAAAGAGUUUACUGUCACCGUGCUAACAGCGACCACAAGCUUAAGCACAGAUCUCUCAAUGGCAUCACCACAGGCAGUAACCGAAGAUGGUUUGAUAAAACCUGCAGAGAGCAGAUUCACCACAUACCCAACCACUGGGCUUUCAACCACCGACACCGACGUUACUUGGUCCACGAGUACGGGUACCGAUGCCACCGAUGAUAAUCCACGCCCCGGCAAUGUUACGAUCACAGCUGGAGAGAACAUAACCUCUGUUAUAAACGAUACAGAUGUCAGUGUCACAUCAUCCCCUGCAACACCAACACAUACUGAGCCUUUUCGCUUCCUCAACGCCACUACUUUAAGUUAUGGCAGUACAGUGUUCGCAUCAACACAGGAAAUGGCCAUUGAUGAAGCGACGAACGAGUCAAACAGGACGGAGGAGUCCAGCACCGCGGGAAACACUACUGGAAACUAUGAUGUAACUCCAAGACUAAGUACUAGAACUGGAGCAAAAGGUCAAGAUACCAAACGGAGUCACUUGGCUGCGUUAAUCGUCGUUCCAAUACUGUUACUGAUCGUUGUGGUUGGCUUUCUCUACAGGAGACACCUCAUAAAACGGAGGAUGGCUCUACCGCCUCCGUUCAAACCCCCCCCUCCUCCAGUCAAGUAUACAGCUGUAAGACACCAUGAGAUUUCGACACAGCCUUUCCCCACUGCACGCUGUAACUCGGUAAUAGAACUUGAAAGACACGAAAAGAAAAUGUAUUAACAUACGACGACUAAUGAUGAUGGGUUGAUAAAUUAUAUGCAUUAAUUGUUUGGAUAAAGUGUUAGCUGUAUCCUUUCUUGGUUACGUGCAGAAGUACAAGCUGUAUUACUUUCAGUUGUGGUCAGUUUCAAGCUGCAGGAGGGCCAAGUGUACAUUGUGGUUGAGUGGGGCUGCGUCUUAGCUAUUGUGUAUAAGGUGUUUUUGUUGUUUGCUCAAACAGAGGUUAAAUAUUGUUUUUAUUGUAAAUGUAAUGUAAUAAAAUAA